AUGUCCAAUGCAUGCGACACUCCCGAAUAUCGGCUUGCCCGCGCAGAUUCGAAAGAUCCGGCCACGACAUGUCGCGGAAUCAAGGCCGAUGGACAAAAAUGUCGUCGAACUGUAGCAUCGGCUAAGUCAACGCCUUGCGCCUCGCCAUCCAGAGGUGCGAUGUCCAGGAAGAGAACCGACGAUCGUCCAACAGCAGCUCUAUUUUGCUGGCAGCAUAAGGACCAGGCGGCUCAUAUCACGCCAACGCCCGCAAAAGCAUCUACGCCUGCUUCAAAACUAAAGACGCGAUCGAGUAUUGAAACGCUUGCGGAGAAAGUUGGGUUGCUUGAUGUCAAUGAUCAACGCCGCCCAGUCUCGGAGGGGCAGGUGUGUGGGCGAACAGGACCCCAAAGGAUGGGUAGAGAACGGCUAGAUACUGAACCGCGCCCUGGCAGAGAAGCCUUCCAAAACAAUGAAAUAAGGAGACACUCAAUCACUGCUACGCCCGCGAGACAUAAUCUACAAGUUGAAAGUACAGCUCUCGGUUCUCCUGGCUCAAGUAGGAGGUCUAAGUUUCAAAGAAAGCUCAUUCGAUUCAUUAUGGGAGCACACGAUGAUGAAGAUAUUCUAAUUUCAAAAGUGUGUCAUCGUCGAACGGCUUCGAAUAAUGAAACAACGACAUCCCAUCUACUUUCCCGUCCGGCCGUCGUUCAGCCUCCGUUUCGGUCCGCAGAUACCAUUAACGACAGAUAUUCCCGCUCGUCUCACCUCUCUGAAGGUCGGGUGUCUUCCCAGCUCGAAGUCCCUCAGCCCUCAACUCCUCACUCUCGACCUCUAACGCGUCCAUCAUCCCUAUCGCCGUCACCAGCCAGACCACUUCGACCAUCAUUACAGGGCAGUCCCGCCUCCACGCAUUCGCAUACCGACACUCUUCUAUCCUGGAUACCCAACUCUCUUUCGCCAAUAACCACAUCCACUCUUCUCAAAGAGUUAUCGGAACCCAUAUCCGAUGCCGACGAACCGGGGUACAUAUACAUGUGCUGGGUCACGCCACAAACAACAAAUACCUCUCUCCCAACCCCAGAACUUGCCUCCUCCCUAAUCCCCUCCCUGGUCGACAACGGCAACAGUCGAAGUUACAGCACCAGCGAAAUCAUGCGCUCCGCCGGCAUUACACCAAACAAAGUCCAUGAUCCCCAACGGAACACCGCUACAGAUACCAUAAUUCUGAAAAUCGGACGCUCAAGCAACGUCCACCGCCGAAUGAAUCAGUGGAAGGACCAAUGUGCGCAUAAUCUUACGCUCAUGCGGUAUUAUCCGCAUGUGCCUUCGUCGACAUCCGUGCAGUCGGAGUCAUUGGCUCCUCCGCGUAAGGUGCCACACACGCAUAGGGUGGAACGGCUGGUUCAUCUGGAGCUGGCGGAUAGAAGGGUCAAGUUGCAGGAACCGUGCAGUUGCUGUGGGAGGAAACAUAAGGAGUGGUUUGAGAUUCGGGCUGAUAGGGAGCAGCUGAGGAUAGUUGACGAGUGUGUGAGGAGAUGGGUGAGGUGGAGUGAGAUGACGGGCGGUUGA
Molecule: messenger RNA, 1551 nt
Organism: Paracoccidioides lutzii Pb01
Exons: 1
Coding region: 1-1551 (516 amino acids)
Source: RefSeq, a predicted model, not a curated record